CUCGCAUCUAAUCGCACCUGCUCAGUAGCAAUUGUUUUGCGUUACAAGGCGGGACGCAUAGCCCGCUUCAAUACGCCUGCGGCUAUCGCAGAGCUUUCAUCCAUAGCUUUGCGCAAACACAGCUAUAGCCUCCAAGCCAGCGGCUGCUGAAGGAGCUGCGCUCGCAUAAGUUACCAAAGAGACAUGGCCGCAGCAGCAAUACUGGCACGGCGCUGCACGCGCCUGUCGCGGCGCUUCGCAACAAUAACCGAUCCGGCCGCGCCGUCCUUCGCCGCGCCCAUCGGUGCCGGCUCCAUAACGCCGCCGUCGCUCGAGCGCAUCCCGGGCCGGGCGGCACAGGUCGAGCGCCUCAAGCAUGACACGCCGUUCGACGUCGUUGUCGUGGGCGGCGGCUGCGUCGGCGCCGGUGCGGCGCUCGACGCGGCGGCUCGAGGGCUACGCGUCGCGCUAGUAGAAAGGGGCGACUAUGGCUCGGAGACCUCGAGCCGCUCGACCAAGUUGUUGUGGGCAGGCAUCCGCUACCUCGCGACGGCCGCGGCCGGGUUGCUGCGGCGGGAGUCGCUCGCGCAACCGAUGAAAGCUCUAAGGGACUUUGGCUCCGAGUUUCGAAUGGUCCUCAACUGUCACAGAGAACGCCGGUUCAUGAUCGAGCAGCAGCCGCACCUGUGCCACUGGAUGCCCAUCGCGUUACCCUUCGACCGCUGGUGGGUCAGUCCCGCGCCAUUUGGGCACCCGUUGUUCUCGCUCUUCCCGGUGCUGUCGCCGCUGGUCACGACGUUCUACGACUCGCUCUCCUCCUUCACGUGCCCGCCGUCCUUCGUCGUCGGCCCGAAAGCGGCGCAGCGGCGAUUUCCCCAAUUACAAGACAAAGGCCUGCUCUUCGCGACCGUGUUUCACGAGGCCAUGCACGACGACGCGCGCACGAACAUAGCUAUUGCUCUGACGGCCGCGGAGCGCGGCGCAGCGGUCGCAAAUUACUGCGAGGUGACUGGCCUCAUAAAAGAGAACGGGCGUGCGGCCGGCGUCAGUGUUCUCGAUCGCGUGACGAGCCAGCGCUUCGACGUCCGCGCCAAGGCCGUUGUCUUCUGUGGCGGGCCAUAUACCGACGCGCUGCGAAAGCUCGGCGACGAGAAGGCAGAGGACGCCGUCGCGGGCGCCUCCGGCACGCACGUCGUCCUUCCCGGCUACUACUGCCCGCGGGACCAGGGCCUGCUGGAUUACAACACGUCCGACGGCCGGUUUUUGUUCUUCUUACCUUGGCUAGGGCACACGCUGGUAGGAACGACGGACGCGCCUUCCGCCGCGGAGACGCGGCCGACGGCGCCGGAAGACGAAGUACAGUGGUUACUAAAUGAGUGCUCGCGCUACCUGUCGCCGGACGUGCGCGUGUCGCGGAAGGAUGUAUUAAGUGCGUGGCGCGGCUGGUCGCGACGCGGCGUCCCACACUCGUGCCGCACCGAGAGAGAUGACGCGACGGCGUCGGUCGCGCAGGCGACCCCUCGCGCGCGACCCGCACGCGGCGCCCGGCGCGCCGGCCUCUAGGGAUCAUGUGAUCUCGCGGGACCCUGCUACAAACGUCGUAUUCGCGGCAGGUGGGAAAUGGACGACCUGGCGGGAGAUGUCUGAAGAGCUCAUCGACGAGGUCUGCGUCGACUUUGAAAACGCGGAGCCGUGCACGACCACCUCAAUCGGCCUCCUGGGCCGCGACGGCUGGGAGCCGACGCUGGCGGUGCAACUCGUACAACACGGCGGUGUCCGCGCCGAAGUCGCGAACCACCUAGCACAGGCCUACGGCGGACGAGCCUGGGAUGUGUUGGCGCUCGCUCGGCCCACGGGAAAGCGCUAUCCCCGUUUUGGUAUCCCGCUCGCCGAGGGCUACCCUUAUGUGGAGGCCGAGGUGCGGUAUGCCUGCCGGGAGCAUGCAGUGACAAUCGAAGAUAUCCUCUCGCGACGGACGCGCCUGGCCUUCCUCAACGCCGAAGCGGCGCGCGACGCCGUAGAACGCGUCGCGGAAAUAAUGUCCGAGGAGCUCGGCUGGACGGAUGAGGAGCGCGCAAAACAACUCGCCCACGCCUACGACUACGUCAAAUGCUUUGGCGGGCCAAUCGCCGAUAAGACCGAGGCUGAGUUGAGGACGGCGACGGACGCUGAUUUGAGAGAGGCCUUCGCCCGCGUCGACGCCGACAACUCAGGAUACGUGUCCGUUGAUGAGUUGAGGAGAGCGGCCGCGUUCCUCGGGUUUCCUGUGGACGAUUCGGACGCCGAAUUUGGGAAGAUGGACACGAACGGCGACGGGAAGGCUUCCUUCGAGGAAUUCGCCCAGUGGUGGAACGCGUCCGACGCGCGUCUCAGCCGUCAGUUUGCCCUCGACCCGGGCGGCAAGAAGCGGACGCAAAGCAAUACGUCCGGGGCGUUCCUCGGGUAAUGUACAUGUAAUAU
Messenger RNA from Pelagomonas calceolata, 2439 nucleotides. Lineage: Eukaryota; Pelagophyceae; Pelagomonadales; Pelagomonadaceae. The record is from the annotation of a GenBank genome assembly.